GAAGUGUGUCAUUUAUGUGUUGGGAUUUUCAAAUUGUGCGUGUAACCAGUACAAUGCCUUUAUAAUUUCUACAGCUGCUACCAAUCUUGGACUUCUAUUACCCAUUAAACAUUGCAAUAAUCUUCCUAUAUUUGCCCUCAAACCUCUUAUUUUAUAUUUUCUAAUCUUGUUUGCCAAAUAAUUUGCGUGUUAAAGAAAUAAAAUCAAGUUAAAAUGGCUACCAUUAUCAAACCGAAAAUUCCUGGUGCGUUCCCGAUUCCUUGCGGCGUUGCCCCCGGCACCUGCAUCCUAGUGAGGGGCAUGGUCCCACCCUGCGCGAAGAGGUUCGAGUUCAACUUGCAAUGCGGUCCGAAGUUGUACCCUGGCGAGGACAUCGCCUUCCACUUCAAUCCUCGCUUUGCCGAGAAGCAGUUGGUCCGCAACCACUAUGAAUGCUCCAAGUGGGGGCCCGAGGAGGUCAGCAACAACUCACCCAUCAAAGCAGGUGAUUGCCUCGAAGCCCGCAUAUGCUGCACUUGUGACUCAUACAAGGUGGAGGUAAAUGGGAAGGUUGUCUGCGAAUUCAAGCACCGCAUUCCGCCUGGCAAGGUGACACACAUUGGCAUCGAGGGUAACAUCAUAGUAGACAAGAUCGACUUCAAUGGAGGCAAACCGCCAGAGGAGCCCAAACUGCCAAUCCCUGUUAUAAUCCCUAUUACAAACGGUAUGUGCCCUGGCCGCAGGAUCAGAAUCAAUGGAAAGACCCCUCCUGGGGCUAAAAGGUUCCAUGUAGACGUCCAAUGUGGUCCGAAAGUGAAUGCUAAAGAAGACAUAGCCUUCCAUUUCCAUGUUCACUUUGCGGACAACAAAGUGGUUCGCAACCACUUCGCUGCUUCGAAAUGGGGGAAAGACGAGAGUGAUGGAGGCAUGCCGUUUAAAAUUGGGGACUAUUUCGAAAUAUUCAUACAUUGUUACCAAGAUAUUUACCGGGUGAGGGUGAAUGGGAAUCGUUUCUGCGACUUCAUCCACCGCAUCUCUUGUGACAAAGCGACCCACGUGGUGGUGGACGGAGACUGCGAGGUGUCCCAGAUCACCUUCGAUCCCUGUGAUGAGUCCGCGCCGCCCUGCUAACGAGGAGCCCAAGAUCCCUAUACAACACAGAAGAGAUGCUGGCAAUCUGCUUUACACAUAAUAAUUACAAUAUUACAUUAUUACAUAACUCCCGCAGUCCCACUCUAUUCUACCAACAGCCUAUAAGUGUCCACUGCUGACCAAAGCCUCUCACACGGAGAAGGUUUGAGCAUUGAUCACCACGCUUGCUCAAUGCGGGUUGGCGAUUUCAAACUUAUAAUUGGAAAUUAUCUGUUUAUGUUAUUAAAAAUAUUUUAUGUUUCA
This is a messenger RNA of Spodoptera frugiperda (fall armyworm), 1374 nucleotides long. RefSeq names its product 32 kDa beta-galactoside-binding lectin-like. The coding region runs from base 214 to 1110 and encodes 298 amino acids. The record is from RefSeq and is a predicted model, not a curated record. Gene Ontology annotation, molecular function: carbohydrate binding. NCBI's taxonomy places the organism in Eukaryota, Metazoa, Arthropoda, Insecta, Lepidoptera, Noctuidae. The transcript is spliced from 9 exons.